AUGGGCGAGCUCGUGUCGAUAACGCAGAAGCUGCCGCGGCACGUGCAGAGCAGCAUCGAGGCCGUCGUGAUCGCCACCACCAACCUGGCGGCUGCGGCGCCGGGGCAGGCCGCCUCUGCCGACGCCAGCCUGCUGUCCACGUGGCGCGCCGCCAAGCAGGCGGGCGGCGCCGCGGCGCGCUACGACGCCGACGCGGGCGCCGGCGGCAGCGGGCUGAGCGGGCGCGGCCUGCAGCUGCUGGCGCGGCUGGCGCCGGGGCAGGCGCGGGGGCUGGCGCGGGCCGUCGCGUGGCGCGUGGCGGGGGCGUUUGGCAGCUGCCCGCCAGACGAGGGCGAGGGGGCAGGGGAGGGGGAGAGGGAGGUGCCGCAGCAGCAGGAGCAGCAGGGGCAGCAGGAGCAGCAGGAACAGCGGCCAGGGGAGCAGCCUGCCGGUGGAGAGCAGGGAGCGGGGCAGCAGCAGCUGCCUGGGCAGGAGCAGCAGCAACAGGAGCAUCAGGAGCUGCAGCAGCAGCAGCAGCAGGGGCUGGGGGAGGCAACCCCGCCGCUAAUAAAACCCGAGCCCGGCGUAUUGCCAGGCAACGAGGGCGCACAACAGCAGCAGCAGCAGCAACAGCAGCAAUCCAAGCCGCAGGAGGCGUAUGGGCCGACCGGGGUGUGGGUGGCGGUGCCCAGCGCGCCGCCAGACAAGUACGAGCGGGACGAGUGGCUGGCUGCAGCUGACCAUCAGAUUGAGCGCAGCUUCAGCAGCGGCGGCAGCUGGGGCAUGGGCGGCGGCGGGGGUUCCGGCGCGGCGGGUGCGCCGCCGCUGCCGCCGCUGCAGGCCCCGCGGGCGGCGCCCUUGACGGCAGGGGGAGUCAAGGUGGAGGGCAGCUGGGGUGCUGCAAACGCACUGGGCGCUGCGGCUGCGCUGCCGCCCGUGGCGCCGGCGGCGACUGCCACGGCGGCGCCGGCGUAUGGCGGCGGCCUGUUUUCACCCAGCGCUGCCCAAUCGUGGGCGCCCGAUGGGGUGCCAGGGUUGGUCGGGGGUCUGCCAGGCACACAGGCGCCCGGGCUCCCGGGCAUGUAUGGGGGCUCAGCAGCGCACGACGCGGGCCUAGGCAUGCUUGGGGGCGCUGCAGCUCAGCAGUUCACGGGCCUGCUGCCACCGAGCGUCCUCGGCGGCGGCGGCGGCGGCGCCGGCGCUGGGUUGGAUAUGCUUGCAGCGCUCCAGCAGCAGCAGCAGCAGCAGCAGCAGCAGCAACAGCAACAGCUGCAACAGCAGCAGCAACAUUACGCACGACAGCAGCAGCAACAGUACGCACAACAGCAGCUGCAGCAGCACUUUGUGCAGCAGCAGCAGCAGCAGCACCAGCAGCAGUUUGUGCAGCAGCAGUACGUGCAGCAGCAGCAGCAGCAGCAGCAGCAGCAGCAGUAUGCACAGCAGCAGGCACAAUUGAUGCAGAUGCAGAUGAUGAUGCAGUUGCAGCAGCAGCAGCAGCACCAUCAACAACAGGGCUUCCAGCAGCCGCAGCUGGGGACCAAUGGGGUGCCGCCGAUGAUGGGCGGGCUUCCCGGUGCGCCCAAUGGAGCGCCCUGGCCCCCAGGUUGA
This is a messenger RNA of Monoraphidium neglectum, 1587 nucleotides long. RefSeq lists its product as hypothetical. The record is from RefSeq and is a predicted model, not a curated record. Gene Ontology annotation, molecular function: DNA-binding transcription factor activity, RNA polymerase II-specific; RNA polymerase II cis-regulatory region sequence-specific DNA binding. The transcript has a single exon. Lineage: Eukaryota; Viridiplantae; Chlorophyta; Chlorophyceae; Sphaeropleales; Selenastraceae. Bases 1 to 1587 code for a protein of 528 amino acids. Gene Ontology annotation, biological process: regulation of transcription by RNA polymerase II.